Mya arenaria is the source of this 3061-nucleotide messenger RNA. RefSeq names its product tropomyosin-like. The transcript has 2 exons. The coding region runs from base 66 to 929 and encodes 287 amino acids. The record is from RefSeq and is a predicted model, not a curated record. NCBI's taxonomy places the organism in Eukaryota, Metazoa, Mollusca, Bivalvia, Myida, Myidae.
GUUUGGAAUAAGUUUUUGUUGCUGUUCUAAAAUACUUGUUUUCUGUAUUUUAUGCUUGGGAUAUCAUGGCUAGUGGAGAUCUUGAGGCUGAUGAAAUGUACCUUGGAUUGGUCGGAGCAAGAAUUCCGUCAACCCAAGACGCUUUACUGAAUGUUACUAGAGAUAAUAACAACCUUCGCCGGAACCUAAGUAGACUACAAGUUCAGUUCACCAAUACAGUAAGUUGUUUGAAAAUGAAAGUUAAGUUUCUGCAGCAGUCACUCUCGGAACAAACCCAAGAGACAGAAGUUGUAUCCCAAAUGAAAAUAGAAAAUACUUCUCUGCGAUUGCAAUUAACACAAACUGAGCAAGAUUUCUACGACCAACAAAUUGAACUGAAAAGAAGUCAAGAAGAAAUAGCUGGCCUUGAAGAGGAAAUAGAAGCCUUAUCUAACCAGCUUGAUUAUUUAAAAGGAAUGAUCUCAAAAACUCCACUUGAAAGCCAAAAACAUGACUUGAUGGAUACCCGAAACCAAUUACUAAAUCUGAAAGAAAGUCUGAAUGAGCUGGCAGACCUUGUUGUGGUCAAUAAGAGUCUAUCGGACAAUCUCACGGGAACCAUGUCAUUUCUGAAGAAAUUAGAAGAUAAGACUGAAAGUCUGCAAACGAUUGUAAAGGAAGGGAACGAGAAACUCGAAAAAGAAAGAAGAAGAGCUGAAGAUGAAAGAAGACUUAAUGCUGAAUACAGACACAAGUCUGAACGCAAGCAACGCAAGACGGAUGAAAAACUUGACAAUGUGACAAAGAUGUUGGAAAAGAUGCAUAAUCUAAUGGCUAACCGAAACUUGACAUCAUCACUUGCAAGGCCGGCAGAUGUGAAGAAAACAAAUAAAACAUUCUGGAUGCCGAAUGCGAAAAAACCGGGGUUUCCAUCGGUAAAUAAGAACUAGGACACACACGUACACGCACACACACGCACGCACGCACACACGCACACACACACACACACACACACACAAGUGUGUAUAUAUAUAUUGUAGUGGAUGGAUUGCUAAAAUGAUUCAAAGGGUGUACGACUUUUGAUUUGUGUCUGUGUAUGUUAUAUAUUUGUAAAUGUUUUUUGGUUGGAAGCAUGGGCAGUAGUCUAAUUGAUAAUGUUUUAACAUCAGAAGACAUCUCAUGUAUGAGAGUAUCAAAUGCUUUUUUAUAGUCUAUAAAGGCACAGUACAACUUGGAUUUAAUAUUUAUAACAUUCUAAAUAACAGUUUGUAAUAUAAAAAUAAAUCUGGUGCUACGGCUAUUUCUAAAACCAAAUUUUGAUGAGUUUUAAUAUAUGUUCUCGUUCACACCACUUGUUUAUUCUAGCCCGUUAGGUAAUUGAAAAUAUUUUUGCAAGAAUAUUUACUAAUUUAUUCUUCUAUAGCUAGCAGCACAAGAACGAUCACCCUUCUUUAAGGAUCAGGAUAAAUUUCUUUGUCCUAAAUAUGAUUAAAAUUCUUUACAAGGUAGUAGGAAAUAACAUGCUUUUGCAUAUUAGGACUUUUACACCAUAUUUCAAAUUGGGAAUAGUUUUCAAUUGUAUUGUAAUCGUAAAAGGUCAGUCUUAUUCAUCAACAUUUAACGAACGUUUGCAAACAGUGAAUUUCAAGUCAUGUUUUCAGAAUUAUACUCAGACAUAUCUAAAGAAAAUAUUUUUAAAGCCAUCAAGCACUUGAAUCUGGCAAAAGCUCAGGUCCAGAUAAUAUGCUAAAUAGUUUUUGAUGUGGUUAAGUAUGAAAUGCUAAAAAGUCUACAUGCAAUUUAUAAUAAAGUGCUAGAUUUAGGCCUUUUCCCAGAUAAUUGGUAUAAUUUACUAUAAUAAGUAUUAUUAGUUUUUUUUUGAGCGCUGUUUAAAUAAUUAUUGUGUGCCUUUUCUUAAUCUUGUAUGCGUAUAUAUCAUUGUAAAUAUUUGUAAAUAUUGUAUUUGUCCUCAUGGGCCGUACGGCUGAUUGGAUUUGUAAAAAAACCUAAAUGUAAAGGCUGCACUCUCACAGAUUGACCGCUUUGACCACGUGUUGGAUCUCAGUUUUGUAUAUUAACGUUCAAAAUUUGAUGUUUUAUACCGAAAACCUGAUCUACUGUUACUGUUAGUACCGCUUUUAGCCAUUAAACAAAAAUAUUCUUAAUUACUUGGUUUGAAUUUUGCUUGUAUUUAUUGAUGCAAUCCUUGGCAAAAAAACAACUUGACGGAAUUUUGUAGAAAGAUGCAAUGCUUUUGGCCAAGGAUUCCAUCAUUAAAAUAUAUGCAAAUCGAAAAAAAGUUCUACUCAAGAUAUAUAAUAUGUACAUGAUGCAAUUCUAAACGUUUUCUUUGUCUUGUUCUAUGCCUUUUUCGUUUUGUGAUUACUGUAAAUAAGCUCAUUAUACAUAUAUACUGCUACAAAUAUACGGUAAGCGUAAGUAUUUGAAGAUGUUUUUCAAUAGUAUUAAAAUCAUGCGUUCCAAAAUAUAUCCGACUUAAAAAAAUAAACAUGUUAAAACAACCUCUUUCAAUAGUAUUAUUAAAUUGUUUUAUAAUAAACUUUUUUUCAUUUUUUUACUUUAAGAAAGUUGAAGUAAAUGUUUGUUCGAUCCUUAGCACGCUUACAGAUAGCACAUAAACACUUCUUUCAUACAUUUUUAACAUCUUUUCACGUUGCUGUGAAUUUAUCUUUAGAAAUGACGAUACAAUUUAUUUAAAGAAAAUUGUAGUAUGUAAUAUAUAACUAAUUUUGACAAAAGAUAUGUGCCUGAUUGUAGAACAUAUAAUAUGUUAAAUAUAACUCUGUUCACUAUAUUUGCUGCUGUACUAGCAUAUUUACAACAACGUUAAAAUAUGCCUAUUAAGUCUGUGUAUCAAUUUCAGGCUCAAGACGUUAGUGAAUAUAGGCCCUUAACCCUCGAGCCCUUUUAUUUUUUAUAUUUUAAACUUAACUCAGGCACCAUUCAAUGGAAAACAGUUGCAUUGGUGAUGUCAUCAUUCUAGUUAUUGUUGCGGAGACACCAAGACCGAUAAUCUAGCAGAAGACAAUGUAAAUAAAUAACAAUAAACUAUAUUUGAAAC